This is a messenger RNA of Effrenium voratum, 815 nucleotides long. The record is from the annotation of a GenBank genome assembly. NCBI's taxonomy places the organism in Eukaryota, Dinophyceae, Suessiales, Symbiodiniaceae.
UUUGGCAGCUUUCUGGCUCCAAAUUUUGUUCGUGCUUGGUAUGACGUGGGCUUUGCGGCGCAAUGAUCGAUGCGCCGGCGGCAGCCCGCAUUGAAAGCAUCGAUGCGGACUGCACGACUCUCAUCAUGAGAGGUUUGAAUCGGCAGGUCAGCCGGGACAUGGUCGUUACGUUAUUGGAUGAGAUUCAGCCUGGGCGUUGUGCGCAGUAUGACUACAUCUACGUGCCAUGGACCACAGAUGGCGCCUCCAACAUCGGCCUAGCGUUUGUGAACUUCGAAUCACCAAGUGCCUGCCAGGAAUUUCUGGACGCGCUCGCGGAGCCAGAAAGCCAACGGAAGAUCGCCGAAUAUCACGUGCGGUCGGUUGGCCCUGCCGCCAUUCAGGGCAAAGGCGCAAAUUUGACCGCCAUGCUUGGCAAGAGAGGGCUGGAGGCUCUUCGGGGCUUUGACGCACCGCUGGUCUUCACCAAAGGGCGGCCUGCCUCGUUGCCUCAAGUUGUUCGGGAGGUGGUCCCAGGUGCGCUGGCGAGUGCCCAAGUUGCCAAAGUGGUCCCAGCGUCCAGAAGUAAGUCCCAAAGCGCGGCUGGACCGUCCCAUUACCCGUGGAUGCCUUCGAGUGGAGAGGUGCAGCACGAAGCUCCUCAGUCUCACGCACCGCGGAUUCGGAUCGAGAUACCGUCGACACCCGGCGCUGCCGUUGUGACGAAAAUGAUCUUCGAUCUGUGAGGUGCCACGUGCCAGCGUCGUGAGAGUGAUGCUUGAGUGCUGAAUCUGUUCACGGGAGCUCGGGGCUUGAGGCCUGGAGUCAAUGGCGAG